Molecule: messenger RNA, 1266 nt
Organism: Diorhabda sublineata
Lineage: Eukaryota; Metazoa; Arthropoda; Insecta; Coleoptera; Chrysomelidae
Exons: 2
Coding region: 1-1266 (421 amino acids)
Biological process (GO): chromatin remodeling
Cellular component (GO): nucleus
Molecular function (GO): catalytic activity
Source: RefSeq, a predicted model, not a curated record
AUGGGUAGUUCUUUAAUAAUGAUAUGCGAGACCACAUCCAGAUUGAGUGAUUUCAAAAGAGAUGGGAAUGCCAUAGAGCAUGCUUGGGAUAAAAUGGAUAAAAUACCAUUGAGAACGAAGAAAGUAGCCUCGGAUAGGACUGAUAAAACUUAUAACGACCCAGCAAAGUUAAGGAAAAAACGAUUUUGGAAGCGACAACAAUUGCGAAUAGCCAAUAGACUGCUACAAACCACGUUUAAAUUUACAGAAACAACUAAAACCCAUAUAUUAAGCGUCUAUGCUCCUGAUACGAGUAAAAGUCAAGAAGAAACAGACUCAUUCUAUGAUGAACUGCAGAUCACCAUCGAUAAGAUACCGAAGCAAGACGAAAUUAUGAUACUGGGAGAUUUUAAUGGAAGGAUUGGUAACGAGGUUAUUAGUGGAAUUAAGAAUCGGUUUAACGAAGAAACACUCAACAGCAAUGGAGAACAACUCAUACAAUUCUGUGCACAUAAUGAACUACGCAUUAACAACACGUUUUAUCCCCAUAAACAACAGCACAAGUAUACGUUCGAGAACACAAGAGGACAUGAAUCGAUUAUAGACUACAUUAUUACAAACAGAAAUAUUCAUCCCUCAAAAAUAUUAGAUGUCAGAACAUUAACCUCAGUAAACACAGGGACUAACCACCAUAUGGUGCUAGCUAUAAUGCGGAACUGCGUACAAAGGAAAACCCAGAACAAACCGAAAGUGACAGAAAAGCUGAACAUAGAAAGCCUUAGCGAUGAUACCACAAAAUACCUCUACCAGCAAAGACUAAGGAAGGCAAUAAAUGAAAACAAGAUCUUGAAAGAUGAUACUGUAGAACUAACAUGGAAAAGAUUAAGUACUAAUAUAAGGACAGCUGCAGAAGAGGCAUUAGGCAAACGAAAGGUGAACCUGAACGGAAAGCCCAACACGAAACCAUGGUUCAAACACGAAAUCAAAUCACUUGCGGAAGAAAAAAGGAAAGCAUAUCUUCAAUAUAGAAGUCAAACAAUUACAUAUGCUGAUUACAAAGUCGUGAGGAAAAGGACAAAUAUGGAAAUACAAACGAUUAAGAGACAAUUCUGGGAGAAAUACUCAUCAGACAUGGAAAACGACUUAUAUGGGGGACAAAAAAAGAUCUGGAAUAUGAUAAGGAACAUCAAAAGACCAAUCAAUGAAUACAUCCACACGAAAACAAUAACGUUAAAAGAAUGGGAAAGGUAUUUCCAUGAACUCUACGGUGACAUAAUAACAAGCUAA